UCGCCGCAAGCAUGUGUUCCAAUUGUCAACUCCACCAUCCAAAUUCUCUGUCCCACUCCUAUCAUUUCCACAAACAAAAAGGAAAAAUAAUUUGUCUCGACAAAAAUGAAUUUAAUUGGUCCGUAUAGAUUUUAUCCUCCGUUACCAUGAAAAUUUGAUCACCCACUCGCAGCAAACUCAUUUCCAAGAACUUUCCGAUCAGCCUCUGCAAAUAAAGUCUACCCUUUUAAACGUCUUUUAAGUUUUCUUUUUUCACCAAACCAAUAGAAAGCCGACCCUAUUUCACAUUUCUAUAGUGUUUCCAAUUCAUUACUUACAGCAAAAGGAGGAAACUGUCUUUUUUUUCUUUAUUUCUACUGAUAUGCAGCUAUUGGUUACCCCUGAUUCUACAACCUUGAAUUACUGGUUAAACUGGAGAGUCUUGCUAUGUGCAAUCUGGGUGUUCACUCCUGUACUUGUAUCUUUAUUCGUUAUCUGGAAAUAUGAAGAUUUGGAUAAUUUGAGAUCUUGCAGAAGAAAAACGCAGCAAGAGGUGGAUCAUUCAUUGUAUGAAGAUAGAGCAUGGAGGCCUUGUCUUGUGCAAAUUCACCCCAUUUGGUUAUUGACUUAUCGAGCUAUUGCUUUCUCUGUGCUUUUGGCUUCACUUAUUUCCAAAGUUUCUACCAAUGGAUUUGGCAUGUUUUACUACUAUACCCAGUGGACUUUUACUUCUGUUACCAUUUAUUUUGGGUUUGGGUUACUGCUAUCCAUCUGUGGGUGUUACCGGUAUCACAAUAUGGACAAGGCCGUAUCUCAUAUCCAUGAUGUUGUUGGAGACCAUGCUGAGCAGGGGUACUUCGUUCCUCUGACAUACGACGAAAGGACAAAUAUACCAAGUGUGCGAAAAUCCUCAAAUACUGAAGAGGGAUUUUAUGAUUUUCAAGCAGCAAGCAUUUCCAGUUAUCUCUUUCAAGUUCUAUUCCAGAUGAAUGCUGGGGCGGUCAUGCUUACUGAUUGUGUUUAUUGGGCCAUUAUUUUUCCAUUUCUUACCAUCAGAGAUUACAAUCUGAAUUUUAUGACAGUAAAUAUGCACUCGCUCAAUGUUAUUGUACUCCUUGGUGAUGCAGCUUUGAAUUGCCUGCCAUUUCCUUGGUUUCGGAUGUCUUACUUCAUUCUAUGGACGGGUAGUUUUGUCAUUCUCCAGUGGAUUUUUCAUGCUUGUGUAUCAAUUUGGUGGCCAUAUCCAUUCCUUGACUUGUCAUCACCAUUUGCUCCAUUGUGGUACUUGAUGAUAGGCUUGAUGCAUUUGCCAUGCUAUGGCUUCUUUGCACUGAUCAUCAAAAUGAAACACAGCAUUUUGUCGAAAUGGUUUCCCGAGUCUUAUCGAUGUCUAAGAUGAAAAAUGUACCAAUACUGUUAAGACACAGAAUUUAACGCAAAAGGGUAGAGUUCCUGCAAUGCUUAAUUACUUCGUUCAAAGUCUAAAGGUAAUUGACACACCAAGAGCACAGCAAGGUGUUUCCAGACGGGAUUGCAUGAAGAAACACCAUACACGAUACUGACAAGAAAGUGAAGAAGCAAUCGGGGGCGCAAGGGAGAGGAUUAGUCUAGGGAAAUUAGACACUAGAGGUAAAAAUGUAUGUACAAAACAAGGUGAGUCUCUUACUAAAAUUAGAUAAUUCAAGAUCCCAGGAAUACAUGAAUUUGCCCACAAAUAUUGCACAUUAUUAUUAUUAUUAUUAUUAUUGUUUUUUAGGUUGACCA
Jatropha curcas is the source of this 1743-nucleotide messenger RNA. RefSeq lists its product as hypothetical. Lineage: Eukaryota; Viridiplantae; Streptophyta; Magnoliopsida; Malpighiales; Euphorbiaceae. Gene Ontology annotation, cellular component: membrane. The record is from RefSeq and is a predicted model, not a curated record.